AUGCCGCCAAUCAAUUUGGAGGGACAACAGGUGGAAUGGGUGAAAGAAAUUAGAUUCCUGGGAGUUUGGCUUGAUAGUAAACUAUCAUGGAAUAGACAACUAGCCCAAACCCUUAAAUCAACGGAAAAAGGAAUCAACAUGCUUAGAGCGAUUUCGAGCAUAGAUUGGGGAUCAGACCCGGCAACUGUUUUAAUAUUUUAUAAAUCGUUUAUUCGUCCCAGAUUGGAGUACGCUGGUUGUAUUUUCUCGUUCUGUGCAAAGUAUAAAAUUUUAGCCCUUGAUAGAAUACAAAACAAGGCAAUUAGGAUUGCUCUUGGAAUGAUACGCACAAGACCCAUCAACUCUCUACAUAUGGAGGCCGGAGUGGUCCUGCUGAGCAUUAGACGUGAAAGCAUUACCAAAAAAUAUAUUUGUAGAAUUUUGGCUCAAGAUAACACGCCUGUGAUAAAGGCGAUACGGCGAGCGGCAUUUUUAUUUGGUGCUAAGCCUUUUUGCCAAGUAAAGGAUCCAAGGUCAUCUGCCUAUGGGUUAUAUGUAGAUCAGAGGGACAUAUCUGAGUGUGGGUAUAUUUUACCAUUAUUUUCACCAAAGGCUGUGAUAUUUUCGGAUUCAAAAAGUGCGAUGGAUGCAAUUGAAUCCACACUGUAUUCAGCGAAGGAUAACUUUAUUAUAUUUAAAAUUAAGGCUCUACUGGGCAUGUUGAAAAGGUCAGGCACGAAGACUUCGUUCUGCUGGAUACCGGGUCACGCGGGUAUUCCUGGAAAUGAAAGGGCAGAUGGUCUGGCCAGUGAGGGACAUAUGGGAAGAAGAAUGAUGCAGUCUAUUGCAUAUACCGAUUUGUAUCCAAUUGUUAUCAAGGACGAAUGCGAAAAAUGGCAAUACAUAUACAGUAACGCAUCAACUAACAAAGUGAGAAGAUACUUCGAAUGGAAUGCCACAGUGCGAUCUAAACCAUGA
Nicrophorus vespilloides is the source of this 957-nucleotide messenger RNA. RefSeq lists its product as uncharacterized. The transcript is spliced from 2 exons. NCBI's taxonomy places the organism in Eukaryota, Metazoa, Arthropoda, Insecta, Coleoptera, Silphidae. Gene Ontology annotation, molecular function: nucleic acid binding; RNA-DNA hybrid ribonuclease activity. Bases 1 to 957 code for a protein of 318 amino acids. The record is from RefSeq and is a predicted model, not a curated record.